Ruditapes philippinarum (Manila clam) is the source of this 752-nucleotide messenger RNA. RefSeq lists its product as uncharacterized. The record is from RefSeq and is a predicted model, not a curated record. Bases 93 to 752 code for a protein of 219 amino acids. Lineage: Eukaryota; Metazoa; Mollusca; Bivalvia; Venerida; Veneridae. The transcript has 4 exons.
UGCAGAUCGAUGAAGUGAAAAAUGUAAUACUAAAGUGUUUGAAGUCAAAUUCGUAUGAAGUAAGGAAAGAAGUUUUGUCACAGCUUGGAAAUAUGAUAUCAGAAAUAAGAGAAGGCAGUGGAUCAGAGAAAUUUGCUGAGUCAUCUAGUAUCACUGAGAGUAGUAAAGUGUUGCCGGUGAAAAUAAUCCCUCAGUUGUUGGGUAUGCUGGUCACAGAAAGUCAUGAAGAAUGUAAAAUAGAAAUUCUAGGUUUGUUGGAGAAGAGUUUAGGACACUAUGAUAUAUCAGAUAAUAAAAUGUUGACAUUGAUGCAAUCUGUACAGGUGAUAAUGAACCAAUUACAGCUACAAACAUGCAGUGACAAGUUAACAGCAGCUGCAAUAACAUUUACUGGAAUGGCAAUAAAUCAGCUCUCUAGAAUGUUUACUAAUGGACCUAAUAAUCAAUCUACAGCAAGUCUAUUGCCGGUAGAGCAAGAGCAUGAAGAAAAACACCAUGUUUCUUUUGCAACACUUGUUGUGUUGUUUGUUGAUAUUAUAAGAGGUUAUACAGAGCAGAUGGAAACUAGUUGUGACAUACUUCUAGCAUGUGCCAAGGCUUUGCUGCAGAAUGUGGCUAUUUUACUGGGAACUGAUGCUCAAACCUGUCUAAAAAGUACAGGUAAAUUUCCAGUUUCUUCUUUUCAACUUAAAGUUUUUGAGUAUGAGGAAGAUUUUGUUGAUAGAGGAGAAAUGAAUACAUUACUGGGAUGA